Messenger RNA from Oreochromis niloticus (Nile tilapia), 591 nucleotides. Its product is annotated as von Willebrand factor A domain-containing protein 7-like. The coding region runs from base 1 to 591 and encodes 196 amino acids. The record is from RefSeq and is a predicted model, not a curated record. NCBI's taxonomy places the organism in Eukaryota, Metazoa, Chordata, Actinopteri, Cichliformes, Cichlidae. The transcript has 5 exons.
AUGCAGCAGUGGACCAGAUUUUUUUUGCUGAGUGCAGCGCGCCAUUUUGACGAUGAGACCUUCCACAGAGGACGGGAUAUCAUCACUGAAGGUGUUUCUGCGGUGAAGGCCCAUGCUAAGCUAGAAAACUAUUUCAGAGGGAGGUUGUCUCUAGGGCAAAUCUGUCACACCCUGCAGGACUUCUACAGCCACAGUAACUGGGUGGAGCUGGGAAAUAAAGCUCCAUACAGUGCUCUGAUCAGACCUGACCAACCUCUUAAGAACCUGGCAGGACAAAAUACGCCAACUUGCAGAAGUUGUGUAGGAGAGAACUGUACCAACAACAUUCUGCCUGAUGUGCUGAACCAGGGACUUCUGACUUCAGGCUACUUCGGCAUUUUCUUCUCAUCAAAACCCACAGGUAAAUGCAGUCACGGUGGAUCUGCUGACCGCACAAGCCAAAAGGAUCCAGUAGGAGGGAUCAAUAAGGAUACAAUUGAUUCCAGUCAUGGCUUCCGUCACAAUGAAGCAGCUAAUCUGGCUAUUCAUGCCACUAUGGAGCUUCUGGAGGAUGUCAGAUUAGCUGCUGGAGACACAAACUUCAUGAGGUAA